AUGGGGAAAUUUUCAAGCAAGUAUGUUGGCGUUUUAGCUGUGAUAUUUGUUUUAGUGCUAGGUAUAGCAGAAUGUAGAAAAAUAGAGAAAGAUGGCUUUGGAGAUGGUGCUGGGGGAGGUGGAGGCUUUGGUGGUGGUGCUGGUCUAGGUGGUGGUGGAGGCGGUGCUGGUGGUGGCUUCGGAGGAGGCAAGGGUGGUGGUAUAGGAAUUGGAGGAGGCAAAGGUGGAGGGGUUGGGGGUGGUGUAGGUGGGGGUGCUGGUGGUGGCAUUGGAGGUGGAGCCGGGGGAGGAGGUGGUGCUGGUGGUGGCUUCGGAGGAGGCAAGGGUGGUGGUAUAGGAAUUGGAGGAGGCAAAGGUGGAGGGGUUGGGGGUGGUGUAGGUGGGGGUGCUGGUGGUGGCAUUGGAGGUGGAGCCGGGGGAGGAGGUGGUGCUGGUGGUGGGGUUGGAGGUGGUGCCGGUGGGGGUGCUGUUGGUGGCCUUGGAGGUGGAGCGGGCGGGGGUGCUGGUGGUGGCCUUGGAGGUGGAGCCGGGGGAGGAGGCGGGGUUGGAGGUGGUGCCGGUGGGGGUGCUGGUGGUGGCAUUGGAGGUGGAGCUGGGGCAGGUGGUGGAGUUGGAGGUGGUGCCGGUGGGGGUAUUGGAGGAGGCAAAGGUGGAGGGGUUGGAGGUGGUGUAGGUGGGGGUUCUGGUGGAGGUAUUGGAGGAGGCAAAGGUGGAGGGUUUGGAGGUGGUGUAGGUGGGGGUUCUGGUGGUGGCAUUGGAGGUGGAGCCGGGGGAGGUGGUGGAGUUGGAGGUGGUGCUGGUGGGGGCGCUGGUGGUGGCAUUGGAGGUGGAGCCGGGGGAGGUGGUGGAGUUGGAGGUGGUGCUGGUGGGGGCGCUGGUGGUGGUGGAGGUAUUGGAGGAGGUAAAGGUGGAGGGGUUGGAGGUGGUGUAGGUGGGGGUUCUGGUGGUGGUUUUGGUGGUGGAGCCGGGGGAGGUGGUGGAGUUGGAGGUGGUGUAGGUGGGGGUGCUGGUGGUGGCAUCGGAGGUGGUGCUGGUGGCGGAAAAGGUGGAGGUGCAGGAGGAGGAUUUGGUGGGGGAGCUGGAAGUGGUGCUGGUGGUGGCUUCGGAGGAGGAGGUGGUUUCGGUGGAGGAAGUGGUGGUGGGCAUUAA
This is a messenger RNA of Populus nigra (black poplar), 1149 nucleotides long. Its product is annotated as glycine-rich cell wall structural protein-like. Bases 1 to 1149 code for a protein of 382 amino acids. The transcript has a single exon. The record is from RefSeq and is a predicted model, not a curated record. NCBI's taxonomy places the organism in Eukaryota, Viridiplantae, Streptophyta, Magnoliopsida, Malpighiales, Salicaceae.